GAAGCGACACUUCUUACAGCUCUUGCGUGUUGCUCCUUGCUCCUUGAAGGUGAUGUAUUUGAAUUCAGAGGAGAAGCAGACUGAAAUGACACAUACUCCCUCCUCAGAUAUGUGUGAAGUGGGGCUGAGUGAAGUUUCAGAGAUGAUGGAUCUGCUUCACAUAGACGUAGAGACUGAUGUGGUGGAAGACAGACCUGGAAGAGGGGAUGCACUGUGUUCAAAGAACGUGUUGAGGAAGCAGCGACACUGGGAGAGACAGCUGGCUGCGAAGAAGAGCAAAAGGAAAGAAGAGAAGCAGAGGAGGAAGCUCAACCGUGAGCACGAGUCAGGUGCAAGUGCGGACAAUCCUCAGCUUAGCAAACGGGUCCUGAAGGCGAUCACCAAAGAGCGUUUAGCCGAGGCUCAGUCCACGGGACUCAAACUCUGCGUUGACCUGAGUAUGACGGACUGCAUGUCUGACAAGGAGAUCAGCCGACUGGCCGGUCAGUUACGACGGCUGUACGGGUCAAACAAGAAGGCGACGCGACCGUUCCACCUGUUCCUGACGGACCUGGAGGAGGACAGCCGUCUGUACAGAGAGUGCAUACGAAUGAAUGAAGGCUUCCUCAAUUACACGAUGGACAUCACAGAGGAAAGCUGCCUGGACCUGUUUCCUCCAGAAACCGUCGUCUACCUCACGCCAGAUGCUGAAGAAGCCUUGGAAACAGUGGAUGCUGACAAAGUGUACGUCCUCGGGGGUCUCGUGGACGAAAGCAUCCAGAAGAAAUUGAGCUUCUCGCGGGCGAGAGAGCUCGGCGUUCGCACGGCGAGGUUGCCCAUAGACGAGUACAUGAUGAAGAAAAACAAUGCCAAGAAUUUCCACUCCAAGAUCCUGGCAGUGAAUCAAGUGUUUGACAUCUUGUUGACUUUGUGUGACACCGGCAGCUGGGCAGAAACCCUCCAGGCAUGGUUCCCUCUGGGGAAGGGUUACGUUGUUGCGCCAGACGACUCCCUACCGCCUUCAACGCAGACUUAGCACAGGAUUAACAAGGAUUCAUGUUCCGUCAUCUUCCUUUCAUUCGGAUUAUGCCAAAUGAUCUAACUUGAGGAAUUUAAUCAAAAGAGGAGAAUAACUGUGACUUUUUUUUUAUACUUUCUCAGGAAUCAUUUCAGACUUUUUCUUGAUAUUAAAAGAUAAUUGAAGUUUUGAUAGCACACAAAACAGUUAUGAAUUUUCAGUUAUCUUUAAUAAUGGGAACUCGUGCCUCAUAUUCACUUUAUAACACUUUAUAUCUAGUUUUUGCACAUAAACGUUUAAUAUA
Molecule: messenger RNA, 1301 nt
Organism: Scomber japonicus (chub mackerel)
Lineage: Eukaryota; Metazoa; Chordata; Actinopteri; Scombriformes; Scombridae
Gene: trmt10b
Product: tRNA methyltransferase 10B
Exons: 9
Coding region: 53-1015 (320 amino acids)
Biological process (GO): tRNA N1-guanine methylation
Cellular component (GO): nucleus; nucleoplasm
Molecular function (GO): tRNA binding
Source: RefSeq, a predicted model, not a curated record